AUUUAGUUAAUCGAUUUUGUCUCUCAUAAUUAUAUCCUUCUGGUCCAAUCCUCACAGCUGCAGCUUGUGCAGUAAGGACAUCACUGGUGGCUCGUACUGCCAGACAUUCGGCAAGAUGGCCAACAAUCAGCAGUGCCGCAUGUGUGCAGUUUGUAACACGCGGCCAGCGGCAACGGACGCCAUGUUGUUGCAGCCCAACGCCGUGAUGAAAUGCUUCUGGUGUGCCAGUGGUACUACAACAACACCAGCCACUGAUGGAGAUUCCGGUGUGGUGCCUCAUUCAACAAUGCCUGCUACAACAGAAGAUUUACAAAGCAUGCUCAUGUCUCCCCCAUUGGAGUUAAGUCCGACAUCGCACCAACACUCCUCAACGCAUGUGUCAUCAUCUCUGCCUCAACACCAGACGCCACAGUUGGGUAUGAGCAUUGCAGAUCUGUGGUCUGGUCACACAAACGACGCGGAAUUCGAAUUAUCACCAGAAGCAGCUUCACCAAAGGGCCAAACAACCAGCGAAGGACACAUACGCACCGUGAGUGACAGCGCCCCCCCUGGACUUCAAAAUUCGGAGAGAUCUCGGUCAGAUGAAGCAAACAAAGAACGAGGUCCUCGCAUACACAUCAAACCAGAACAGCUUUCCGUACUCAUGAACACGUUGCAACGCAAUCCCAAGCCCCCCAAACAUGUUCAGGAACGGGUUGCCAAGGAAACUGGCUUGACGAAGAGAGUGGUGCAAGUAUGGUUUCAGAAUAAAAGAUCUAAGGAGAAGAGAAUUCGCAUGAUGCAACGACCUCAGUUCUCUGAUCUAGCCUUGUCAACCUAAUGUCUGGCAACAUCCAUCCCAGCGUAUAUUUCAAUCGGGCACCUGUUCCACCAUAUAUGUACGAUCAGUACCACCUAGGUCAACCCAUGACUGCACCCGUGGAUGUGAAGAACGACUUUCAAACAUCUGAAUGUCCUCAGCAACAUGCCCAGCCAGCACAGCUCGAACAGCCAACAUUCAAUGGCCAUAGUGGAUUCGUGGACAACACUGCAACCCUAGCUGAUGGUCGGCGCACAACCGGCACGGACACGCGAACGAAACUGUUGCACCCGGCUGCAACACUACGAACGGCUCGACCACACUAUGCAAACAGAUCAUCGCAAAAAGUUUAAGUGACAAAGCUGCUCACAGACUAGAUUCAUCAAAACGAAACUGUUGCACCCGGCUGCAACACCACGAACGGCUCGACCACACUAUGCAAACAGAUCAUCGCAAAUAAGUUUAAGUGACAAAGCUGCUCAUAGACUACAUUCAUCAUACAAUCUGCCAUUGAGUGCCAGUUCACUAUAGUCAACUUACGCCACACAUCAUGCACAUGCCAUUUUUCUGAUCAAGUCCUGAACAAGUUUUUAAAUGUGAACAAGUUUUUUCAAUAUAAUAUAUCCUAUCUACUUGAACAUGUAGCUAGUACACUCGAAAUCAUGUCACGAAGUUCAAAAGAAGCUUUCGAACAUGUGAGGAAUGAACUAUCAAUAUAAUAUUCUUAUAAUUUAUCCAUACAAGAAAUAGUUUGAAGAUCUUGAUUGACAAUAAUAAUUGUUACAGUGCGCAUGUCAGUCAUGGAAGGAUCCAUGGGCUUAACAAUUGACAAUGGCACAGUGAAUAUUUGUCAUUUUUAAAAACCCCAGAAAGUAUUCUAACAGUGUGGUGAUUUUGCAUUCCCAAACCAUACUCACAAGAUUCCUAUAUUGUACUGUAGAUGUACAUGUAGAUUGUAAGAGGUGUGAUCAACGCUGCAGGAUCACACUGAGUAGCCAUAU
Molecule: messenger RNA, 1800 nt
Organism: Sycon ciliatum
Lineage: Eukaryota; Metazoa; Porifera; Calcarea; Leucosolenida; Sycettidae
Product: pituitary homeobox 2-like
Exons: 2
Coding region: 116-820 (234 amino acids)
Biological process (GO): neuron differentiation; regulation of transcription by RNA polymerase II
Cellular component (GO): nucleus
Molecular function (GO): DNA-binding transcription factor activity, RNA polymerase II-specific; RNA polymerase II transcription regulatory region sequence-specific DNA binding
Source: RefSeq, a predicted model, not a curated record